This is a messenger RNA of Hydractinia symbiolongicarpus, 4084 nucleotides long. Its product is annotated as membrane primary amine oxidase-like. NCBI's taxonomy places the organism in Eukaryota, Metazoa, Cnidaria, Hydrozoa, Anthoathecata, Hydractiniidae. Gene Ontology annotation, cellular component: plasma membrane. The record is from RefSeq and is a predicted model, not a curated record. The coding region runs from base 369 to 2741 and encodes 790 amino acids. The transcript has 4 exons. Gene Ontology annotation, molecular function: copper ion binding; quinone binding; primary methylamine oxidase activity. Gene Ontology annotation, biological process: amine metabolic process.
CAAGCGUAAUUAAAGCAGAUUUUGAUGUUGAUUCACCAGUCUAACAAGUAGGUAGGUUGACACGUGAACAUCGUCUUUUCACGUAAAUAAUCAAUAAACAACAAUUAACCAAGAGUGGUGCAUCACCCAAAAUAUUGUGUUGGUUACAUAAUGAAGCAUGUAUUGUUAACACGUUGAAGGACAAUUGGGGAAAUUAUUUGGAUGACAUCAUUCAGCCUUAAAAAUGCUGUCAUCGUGUAUUUUCGAAGUUGGAAAAGACUGAAACAGUGAGAAAUAAACUUUGGAAGAUUAUGUUCCAUUGUUUUAGUUAAAGUUUUGUAAAGACAAAAAGGUAAAGUCACCUGUUAAGUCGGUGGAACACAGCCGCCAUGGGCAUGGAGAGACAGAAAUUUCAAGUAGAAGAGAAGGUCGCGUCAGACAAUCGAUCAAAUAUACACAAAAUAAUCAACGUUGUCUUAAUUGUCAUCAUUGUUAUCGUUUUAAUUGCUUUUUUUGCUUAUGCAAUUACAAUGGAUAAAAAAUGUGAAUGCAUGAAAGUAAGAAAACAGCAAGCAUCUAAAAAUGUCACAUGUAAAGAUAAAAGUAUUACAAUUGAACCACAUGCCAAUGAUGAAAAUGACAUUUUCCGUGAAUUAAAUUUGAAAGAAAUCAACACGAUUGUUGGUUACAUAGAGCGCAACUUUGUGAUACGACGACUAGAGGAUGGAUACAGUCAUAAACUGGCUCAAUUUAUUAACACUGUAGAAUUGUAUUUGCCCAACAAAGACAAAGCAUUACAGUAUUUGGAUAAUAAUGGACCAAAACCAAAAAGAGAAGCAAUUGUGACUCUUCAGACAGCACACAAUGUUACAUACUAUGUGGUUGGCCCACUACCGACACCAAAAUAUCACAAUCUUGCUGAGUUUAACGAUAGACAAAAUCCAAUGAAUUACUAUGUAGAUGAGUAUUCAAUCUUGCACAGUAAAACGAUAAAAAAGCUUUUUCAGGAAAAUGUUAACAAGACAUGGCCGCUCUUCAAAGCAACGUUCGAAAUCUUCGAAAAAUAUAACAAAGCGAAGGAAGCUUUUGACGCAGGAUUGACAUAUUAUCUUGGUGCUGGGGCGGAACAGAGAGCUGGUGAAUUUUAUGUUGAUAUAGUUCUUCUAUUGCCUAUGCCGUCCUAUAUAAAUAUGUUCGAUACCAUCUCAUUUCAAUUUAACCUUACAAGCAAAGAUGAAAAUGAAUGGCGCUUGCUUCAGAUAUUUUACAACCAAAAAUAUUAUGCAAGCGUUGAAGACAUUAUGCGCAAAUACAAAAGCGGAGAACUUAAGGUAGAAAAAGUAAAACGUCUUUCUGAUAAUACUUUGAAACUUGCACAUCAAACAAGACGAGGUACCCAAUCAAAUUAUUUUCCAUCCAUUGAACCACUGACUUUCUAUCCAAAUGGACCGAGGUUUUCAAUUGAAGGGCGGAAGAUAACAUACCUGGAUUGGCAGUUCAAUUACAUGGUUCAAGCAUCAACAGGUCCAGCAAUUUUCAACGUUAGAUAUAAAAAUAAACGAAUUGCAUUUGAAAUUAGCUUGCAGGAAGCUUCUUCAUUGUAUUCAACAGCCUCACCUUCUAUUGGGACUGGAAAUAUUUUGGACAGUUACUAUUCUCUUGGGAAAUCAAACUCGUUAAUAAAAGGAGUUGACUGCCCUUCUCACGCCACCUACAUAGAUAUGUCUUUUUAUAUGUAUUACAUUGGCAAAGUUGUAACAGUGAAAGACGCAGCUUGUGUGUUUGAAAACAACGCCAACAUUCCACUUCGAAGACAUCACCAUGGUACAGAUGAUUUCGAAUAUGGAGGUCUAGCAGAUGCAUAUUUAGUCGUUCGAUUUUUCAGUAACAUGUUGAAUUAUGAUUUUAUUCACGACUAUAUAUUUCAUCAAAAUGGCGUCGUUGAAGCGCGAACGACAACGACUGGUUACUUGCUGUUAAGUCAACUUUAUGAGAAGCAGAAGAAUAAAUAUGGAUACGAAGUUGUUGAUGGCUUCCUAGGUGGGGUUCAUGACCACAUGAUGUUAUACAAAGUUGAUUUGGAUAUUCUAGGGACAAAGAACAGUUUUAAAACGUUAGAUAUGACUCUUGAGAAAACACAGACGAUAUAUGAUUAUCAACCCACUGUAAAGAAAUUCAUUAAAGAAAAUAAAAUACAAACAGAAAAAGAAGCUGCCAUUCGCUAUAAUUUUGAUCAUCCGAAAUAUUACAUUGUUUACAACGAGAAUGAGAAGAACAGAUAUGGAAAUCAUCGUGGGUAUCGAAUUUACUCACCGAAUAAAAUAAAGCAAGUUUAUCUGGAUGAGCAUAGAGCAACAAAACAUACCGAAUGGUCAAAAUACCAGAUAUCAGUGUCGCAGUUUAAAGAAACCGAAAGAUAUGGAAGUUGUAUGUUUAAUUUUGUGCCUCAAACACUGACACCUCGAUGUUCCUUUGAUACACGUAUUCAUGACAACGAGAGUAUUGUAAACGAAGAUUUAGUUGCGUGGAUUCCAAUUGGUGGAUUGCACAUUCCAUGCGCGGAAGAUUACCCAACAACGCCUACCAUAGGAAACCGAUUCACAAUUUUCAUUAAACCGUUUAAUUAUUUUGACGAAGACCCAAGUUUUGCGUCUGCAAAUUCAGUGUAUAUUGAACACAAGAACGGAACAUCUAAAAUUGAUACGUAUGGUACUCCUAACGAAGCAACUUGUCCAAUAUCAUCUUCACGUCAAGUUAAUUAGCAUUGAAGACACAGAUAUUUUCCUACCGUAUCUUAACCCUAUUCGGUCCGGGGGGUGGGGUUGGGUGGAUUCCGCCACCUCCCCUGACGGUUUUUUUUAAUAACUUCUUAUUGUUAUCUUGCAUGGCUAUGAUACUUACUGAGUUUCAAUGUUUAUUUGUUAGACACCCGCAUGCCAAAUUUUUAGGUAGCAUACCUUUUAUAAGUAUUGAUUCUGGCUAUUACUCGAAACUAGCCCUAAAAAUCUCUAUAAAAUCCUUGUAAUGGGGAAAUUAUGAUAACUCUUGUUAGGAUUAUCCUUAGAAUUUGAAACUUAAAACACAACUUUGUUUCAUUAAGAAGAAUGAUUUUGCAUAGUUUAGACACGUAACUACUCUGAUUUUUUUUGGUUUUACCCGAAAAUCGGAAAAAACCUGAUUUUCGGGCGAUUUUUGGCAACUUUCUAUGCGAUCCAUAUAAAAAACGGAAAAUAAUUAAAAAAAAUUAUUUAGCUUCCAGAAACUUCAAGCAGAAUAAAAAAAUUCGCUUUAGAAUUUAAGUUAUUUAAUUUUAAGCAGAUAGUAACAUUUUGAACAAUUUUUAAGCUUUUGAUGACGUCACUGAAAAUAUGCUGACGCAAGCAAAAAUUUAUUGCUGCCAUUUUGUUCCUUUUGUGACGUAGUAUAAGUGUGCCAAGUUUAAUUCAAUUUGAACAAGCCAAUGAAAAGUUAUUGAGGGGGGGAGGAGGGUCAUAAUAUGUUCGAAAAACCCCGGACCGAAUAGGAUUUAGUAGACUAACUAUGUAAUUGGUUUUUCCCAUUUUUUGCGGUCUCAAAAUAGUAGCAAGCAUGUUUAUCAUUGGAGCCUUUUUAUAGCAGACAUUAAUGAUGGGUAUUUACGAACAUAUUUUACAUAUUUUUCGUAAUCAAGUUUAUGUUGUAUUUUGCAUUACAUUUUGCGUGAAAGUUUUCAUAUUGACACAAUUCUUUCGAAACAACCAAUUGAAGAAUCGACGAAUUCGUUAAAAACAGUCAGACUGGUAUGUCCCUUAAUAAUAACCGUAUUUUUUAAAUAUAGUUUUGUUGUGGUGUGAACAUUUUAACCAUUUCUUUUUCAUACAUUCCUGGGUAACAAAUUCUAACUUAUCCAAACCAGCAGCUGUUAGAAGUGCAGUUGAUUCAUUCUGCAAAACCUAAAACUUAAAGUUUUGCUAUUCAAGGUUAGUUUACAAUGAAUUCAAUUAGUUGUUUUCUUUUCACAAAAGAAAUUUACCAGUAGCAUGAGCAAUAAUUUUCUUUGUUAGUGUAUGCGGCCAAGUGUUAAAAAAUUCUCUUACUAUAGAAAUAAAAAGUCUUUUGUCGAUUA